Leopardus geoffroyi (Geoffroy's cat) is the source of this 7996-nucleotide messenger RNA. RefSeq names its product zinc finger protein 516 (gene ZNF516). Gene Ontology annotation, cellular component: nucleus. The transcript is spliced from 6 exons. Gene Ontology annotation, molecular function: RNA polymerase II cis-regulatory region sequence-specific DNA binding; DNA-binding transcription factor activity, RNA polymerase II-specific. NCBI's taxonomy places the organism in Eukaryota, Metazoa, Chordata, Mammalia, Carnivora, Felidae. Gene Ontology annotation, biological process: regulation of DNA-templated transcription. The coding region runs from base 294 to 3758 and encodes 1154 amino acids. The record is from RefSeq and is a predicted model, not a curated record.
GGCGCCCGCCCCCCGCCCCCGUCAUGUGGAGCGGACGUCACUCGCCUGCACUGUAACCCAAGAAGUGAAAGAGACGGGGACCCACGGCCCAACUUCGCACCGUAACAAAGGCGGGGGUGCUCUCUGCCGCCCGCCAUGCUUUCCAGGUAGGAGACGCACGUCGUCCUGGGAGGUGCGUCUCUGCAGCCGGGGAGCCAAGGCCCCGUCGGAAAAUGGAGAGAUAAGACGGCGUCUGGCAGGCCUGUGCGACAGAAAGCCGUGCCCGCCCCUGCCGGGGAGCCCCUGUCGCGGAGAUGGAUCGCAGCCGAGAGGCCGAGGUGGAGCUGAGGAGGGGCUCGAGCCCCGGCAGGGCCAGCAGGAGCCCCGAGGUGGACGGGGACAAGGCCAUGAGCCACAGCUGCUGCAUCUGUGGCAAAAGCUUCCCCUUCCAGAGCUCCCUCUCACAGCACAUGCGCAAGCACACGGGGGAGAAGCCCUACAAGUGUCCCUACUGUGACCACAGGGCCUCGCAGAAGGGCAACCUGAAGAUCCACAUUCGCAGCCACCGCACAGGCACGCUGGUCCAGGGCCACGAGCCGGAGGCUGGCGAGCUGCGGGUGUCCGAGGGCCUGGAUGGGUGCACCAGCCCCACGAAGAGCACCUCCGCCUGCAACAGGAUCCUGAACGGGGCCACCCAGGUGGACAACAGCAAGAUCCUGCUGAGGAGCAGCAAGAAGGAGGCGGAGGGCGCCGCGGGCGCCCCGGGGUUGGGCCAGGCCGCAGCCCAGUGCUCCUUCUGCAAGUGCAAGUUCGAGCACAGGAAGGACCUGGAGAGCCACGUGCACCAGGCUCACAAGCCCUUCCGGUGCCGGCUGUGCAGCUACGUGACCCUCCGGGAGGAGUCCCUGCUGAGCCACAUCGAGAAGGACCACAUCACCGCGCAGGUGCCCAGCGGUGCCGAGGCGGACGCGGAGCACGGCAAGCCCGAGCUGACCCCCGGGGAGUUCCCCUGCGAGGUGUGCGGCCAGGCCUUCAGCCAGACCUGGUUCCUGAAGGCUCACAUGAAGAAGCACAGAGGCUCCUUCGACCACGGCUGCCACAUCUGUGGCCGGAGAUUCAAAGAGCCGUGGUUCCUCAAGAACCACAUGAAGGCGCACGGCCCCAAGACGGGGAGCAAGAACAAGCCCAGGAGCGAGCUGGACCCCGUGGCCACCAUCAACAACGUGGUGCAGGAGGAGAUGAUCGUGGCGGGCCUGUCCCUCUACGAAGUCUGCACCAAGUGCGGGAACCUGUUUACAAACCUGGACAGCUUGAACGCGCACAACGCCAUCCACCGCCGGGUGGAGGCCGGUCGGACGCGGGCUCCGGCCGGGGAGGGCGCCGUGGUGCAGGGCGGCCCCCCGGACUCGCAGCAGCUCUUCCUUCAGUGCCUGAACCUGCGGCCCACGGUGGCCGGCGCGCCCGCCCGCGGGCAGGCCGGGCGGCGCGUGGCCGAGCUGGACCCGGUCAACAGCUACCAGGCCUGGCAGCUGGCCACCCGGGGCAAGGUGGCCGAGCCGGCCGAGUACCUCAAGUACGGCGCGUGGGACGAGGCGCUGGCCGGGGACGUGGCCUUCGACAAGGAGCGGCGCGAGUACAUCCUGGUGAGCCAGGAGAAGCGCAAGCGCGAGCCCGAGGCGGGCGCGCAGGGGCCCCCGCGCAAGCGGGCAGGCGCGCCCGGGGACCCCGCGCCCGGGCCCCUGGACGCCCGGCCGGCCGCGCGCCCCAGCCGCCGCGCCGCCGUCCCCGCCGGCCACGGCAAGUCCUCCGAGUGCUUCGAGUGCGGCAAGAUCUUCCGCACCUACCACCAGAUGGUGCUGCACUCCCGGGUGCACCGCCGCGCGCGCAGGGACCGCGACGGCCCCGGGGAGCGCGCGCCCCGUGCGCGCUGCGGCUCGCUCAGCGAGGGCGACUCGGCCUCGCAGCCCAGCAGCCCGGGCUCGGCCUGUGGUGCCGCCGCCGACUCCCCGGGCUCGGGCCUGGCCGACGAGGCUGCGGACGAGAGCGGAGAGGACGGUGCGGUCGACCCUGCACCAGGGGGAAAGCCUCACCGCUGCUGCUUUUCCGAAGAGGUAGCUUCGACUGUGCUCUCCAACGGAGACCGGACUCACGCACCUGGAAGUAAGGCAUCAGAGACACAUACCGGUGAGCCCGGAGCGGGGAGCGCAGCUUCUGUGUCCGCACUUGGAAACAGGAGCAGAGAUGCCUGCAAGAGAGCAGAGCAGCCGAGGUUUUCUGUGGACUUAAAGAUGCCAGCGUUUCACCCAAAGCGGGAGGUCCCCAUCCCCAGGGACACUGCAGACUUCCCUUCGCUUUCGGACCAGACUUUUCCAGAAGGAGAUCCGAAGCUCUCGUCCGAGAGCCCGGCUCACCACCCGAAAGACAAGCUGCCUGACUUGCACACUAAGGAACACGCUGGGGGCGGACGGAGGGGGCCAGCCGCAGAGCUGACCCCGCUGGACCUCAGUGACAGGUCGACCCGGGAUGACCCCGGCCGUAAGGAGCUGGCCUCCUCCCUGCAGGCCGCGCUGGCCGUCCACCCGUGCCCUUACUGCAGCCACAAGACGUACUACCCCGAGGUCCUGUGGAUGCACAAACGUAUCUGGCACAAGGUCAGCUGCAGCUCCGUGACCCCCCAGUGGAUUCCUCCCAACGGUUACAAGAGCAUCAGGAACAACUUGGUUUUCCUUGCCCGGAGUGGACGCACGGGGCCCCCGCCUGCCCUCGGGGGCAAAGAGUGCCAGCCCCUGCCCAUCGCUCGGUUCACGCGCACUCAGGUACCGGGAGGGGCGCCAGGGCCCAGAGGCGGUUCCUCGCCCCUGGGCGUGACCACGAAAGCCGCUCACCUGCCUAAGAGCAAGGACGGCCACUCCGGGGGCCCCUGUGCGCUUUGGGUGGCCGGCCCCGAAGGGCACCGACAGGCCAGGCCUGGCCACCACGGCCCCGAGCAGCACGGCGCCCCCACGCAGCUGCCCCUGCCCAAGCCCAGGCAGGAGGCCGGCCCCCGGCCGGGGCCCGCGGCGGGCGGCGGUGGCUUCAGCCGAAGCGCCACCCCGACGCCCUCAGUCAUCGCCCGGGCAGGCGCCCAGCCCCCCACCGGCAGCAGGCCGGGGGACAAGUGCGGCAUCCCCCCCGCGGGGGCCGGCCUCGGUCCCCCAAAUAAGCACAGUGCCCCGGACCCCCCGAAAGCCAAAUUCGGCCCUCAGCCUCAGGGCCAGCUGCACGUGAAAGGCGACGGGACCCCCGCUCUACCUCCCCGCGAGCCCCCCUCCAAGGCGGGCCAGGAGCUGCGGCCGCCCGCCAGCUGUGGAGCGGGCCCCGGGGGGACCGCGGCCUCGCCGGGCCAGCCCCCGCUGCACACCAGCAAGCAGGAGCCCGCGUCCGACGGCCACGAGAAGCGCCUGGACAUCCUCAAUAUCUUUAAGACGUACAUUCCAAAGGACUUUGCUUCCCUCUACCAGAGCUGGGGUGCCAACGGCCCUGCACUAGAGCACAGAGGGAUGCUCCGGACGCAGGCCCGCCAGGGAGACUUCGCGUGCGCGGAGCGUGGGAUGUGCUUCCAGCAGCCCGGUCACCUCAGGGCCCCCACGCGGGCACCCCACCUGCCACCGGCGGUGUUUGCGCCUAACGGCCCCCGAAGUGCUGAAGCCCACGCCCCCUCCGCAGACGCCCCCAAACAAGGGAGAGACCGUUCUAACCCAGAUACCGUCCAGACAGUGCCUCUCGGAAAGGGAACCUAAGGACGCGUUUCCAGUGGACCCCGGUGCCCCGUGACCGCCGUGAGCAGUCCCCUGGUGGAGGACCGACAGUGACCCCGACCGCCCCGCCGAGGACAGCCACAGGACUCCCGACGGGACGCCGCACAGCCCGCAGCGGCCGCGCGGCCCUGGAGGCUGACGGGAGGCGCCUGUCCUUGAGCGACCUUGAAGGAUAACCCAGGACGGGCCUCCCUGCAGUGACGCGUGUCUGCUCUCCGCGCACACGUGUGCUGUCCGCCCCAGGCCCGUAUUUUCCUAGGCCAGACGGUGGUGGCGACGGGCACGCCGGGGCACGGGCGUCCGCGUCGGAGACACUGGAGGGGGACUCGUGUGCGCGUGGCAGAGACCGAAGAGGCCGAGCGCCGCGUCGAGGCGGCCGGUGCUGGGGGGGGUGGGGGGGGGGGACUGGCGGGUGACGCGCGGACGCGCGGUGACCGAGCGGAGGCUGGCGGGGCGGUGGCGCCGCAGCCCGGCCUUGUCGCGGCGGGUGUUUAGUCCGCGGAGGACAGGAAGGAGGUGGCGCCGGGCGCCGGGGACGGCGGGGCCCGUGACGAGGGCCUGACUGUCCGGUGGCCGUGGGGGGCCCGUGCGCGUUACCCCGUUGGCUCUUUCCGUCCCUCCCAUCCCUUGUGCUCGGCCAGCCCGCGGAGGAAACACAUCUGUGGGAGGACGUACGUUCGGCUUCGGCAAAGAGCUAGUUAAACACUAAGAAAAGCAGGCUUCUUUGUUUAUUCUCAGGACCUUUUUGUAACAGGGCUACACUCUGUAAACUGCUCACGAAGGAACUGCCUGUCUUCGCGAAUUCUCCAGCCACUGAACCCCCCCCCCCGGUCUACACCCGGUUUAGUGAUGGCAGGAGAAUCCCUGAGCAGCUUUGGGGGCCCUGGUGCUCUGGAACCUUCUUGUCCCCCUCCCUCCCCUCCCCGUCUGUCCCUACACCAGCCCAGCAAGUCGGUGUCUUUUCUUCUUGGGCCCGGGGCCCUCCUCAGGAUGAGUUCCUUCAUUCCCAGAACGUGGAGGUCCCCAGGCCCGUGGGUGGGGGCGGCUUUAUAUACCUCUUCCUCAGUCCCGCAAAUGCAAGUUUUUGUGGUGGGGGUUAAGGCCCGUAACAAAGGAUCUUAAACCGUGCAGUGUAUGCAGUUAAAAUUGUAUUCCACAGAUAUAAAUAUUUUCUUUUCCUGUUACCGUGACACUGUGUGUGAUGGUAAUAUUUCUGAGAGUUUCAGAUUUUUGCACAUAUGAUUUUAUGCAUUAUCAAAAGUUACUGCUGCCUUGAAUGAAAAUGUUCUGUGAAAUUUUUUGCAAAAGCUUUACUAGGUUUUUUUUAAUUGUGAAAUUUUGUAAAGGCAGGAAAUGGAUUAAAAACAAGCAUGCUAAAUAUAUUUUUCAAAAAAGCAAUAAUUUUACAUGUACAGAAAUUAUCCUAACCUUUAAUACUGGUGAGAGCGACAGUUUACUUAAUACAGUAAUGGAUUCGUGCAGUUUUUUGUAGGAAACGGGCUUCUGAUACAAAGAUUUGUUGAAACGCGUGCGCGCGCACAUACACAAACCCUGACGUGUGGUUUUCCUGUUCUCAUGAUUUGUUGAAUUAUUAUUAUAUUAUUAUUAUUGUUGAUGUUGUUAUUAGUUAAUGUUUGGUUCUGGAUUCUACUUGUUACUGAGUUUAAAUUACUUGACGGUUCAGGUUACUUUGUGACACUUGCAGAUCAUGGAACGUAACUGGCUAGCUCACAUACACACGUGUGUGCACACACGCGUGUAUACACGUGUAUGUGUAUACAGGUGCACGUGUGUGUGUGUGUGUGUGUGUGUGUGUGUGUAUGUAACUUUCUUACUUAUUUUUUCCCGAUGAUUCUGGCACCAGAAUGAUCUGUUGUGUUGGUGUAAUUGGGAUGUCCAUACAGAUACCGUUACGCAGCUGGAAUAGACCGUUCUGUAAAGUCGUUUUGAGCAAAGUUGCAGCGACACAUUCCUCUGUUCACCUUGGAAGGCAAAAUGCCUUUUUGUUGACUUAUGUUUGAUCACUUUGAUAGCCUGGGUCCCCAAAGCGAUCAAUUCUGCAUUUCGUUUUCUUGGCUGAACGUGAGCAGUGACGGUUCGGGAAUGCACAGGGGCUAGUGACUCAGUCCUGUCUGUCUCUCUGUGUCCUAGUUAUUAAAAGCAACUCUGUUCCCAAAGUGACACGGGAGGAAGUGUCGUGUCCGUUCUUACUGUUCCAGAAGCGGCACGCCGGGGCCCAGCUGGCAUCCGGAGCUGGAGGGACCCUCCCGGGAGCCGGCUUCCCGGGGGCGCCCGGUGGAGAGAGGGGCGCGUGCCUGGGGCCCCGUUGAAGAGCGCGCAGCCAAGUCAGCUGACGGAACCGUGCGCUGCGUAGAGUGCAGACGUAGGUUUCACGUGACUACACAGACGUCUAGGACCCUCCGAGGAAGCCGCCCUCCAAGGCAGGCGCACCGUUCUCGGGCCUGACUGUGGUUUCUUUCUUCCACUGGUCAUCAGUAUUGUGUUGGUUUGUUAAUGCGUUUAUGUCAGUUUGGCCAUAGUAUUUAAUAUGAUUUGUGUUUUCUUAUUUAUUUAGCCAGUAUGUUUUGAUUCGCUGUUUUUCGAAUGAUAAUUUCCGCAUGAUCUCUCCUGUAGGUCACCUUCUGACUGUUACAGACUUCUACUACCUCUACCGAUCUGCUGUUUCCUUGUUUCUCAACAGGAUUUUUACAGUGUUGGCGUCUAAUGUAACUUAGACAAUAAAGGGUUUGGUUGUCUACACUGCAGCUUCUCGGUGUAUCUCCCCGCCCCCGCCUGCGCUCUCGCUGCUCCCGGCGCGGCUCUGUCCGUCUGGCUCUCCUCCUCGCCCUCUCCUGCUCUCCCCGCUCACGUCUCUUACCCGUUGUUGAACUCAAAUAACACAUGAAUAAUAAUGAGCUUAUAGGAAUCUUUCAGGUUAUUCACUCAUAUUCCUUAAUUUGAAGAAUGAACAUGUAAAUUCUCUGAAAAGUCGGCGGGCAGGCCUCUUCUCUGGAAGACGGUCCCCUCUUGUGCCAUUUCCCUGCCCGGUUUCCGAAGGUCUCUUGGCAUCUCAGACGGAUACGUUGCACCUUGGUCUAAACACAGUACAAAUGUUCAAGGCAAGUGGAUUUUGCCUUUUCAGUUUUGAAAAGUAUUGAGCGCUUUGAGAGGUCCCUCCGAUACUGACUCAUUUAGUUUUUAAACCAAGAAAGACACUGGUUUCCUGCAAAGAAGGUACUCUAGGAAGUCACUCUGGCUGAUAAUUAAACGUGGCUGCUGGGUCAGGUCAAGCGAUGUCAAUUUUGACCAGUGUGUCAAGAGCCAUCUUCAGAUUUGGCCACUCUGUCAUGGGUUAUGUAACGUUCUAGAAACAUCUAUGUAAGGGGGCGCGCGCGCACACACACACGCACACAGAUAUAGUGACUUAGCACUCGGUUAGGAUGGCUGUAGUGUGGAAUGCGGAAGUAACAGGUGUCUCUCUGGUGUUUCCCAGGGAGCUGGCUCAGGGAACUGUUUGUUCUUCCCACUGAGAGAGAGAGAGAGAGAAAGAGAGAGAGAAAGAGGGAGUAGCUCACAGGGUAAAUAUUGCACCUUCUGUGGAAAGUGACAGCGCUUGUCCAUCUGUGCCCGAGGAUACUACACCCCCUGGAUUCUCAUGGCCACGUUCUCCUCACCAGUAAUCCUGCUUCAACGCAAAACAAGCCAUCACCCGCCAAGCCCUGAGAGGCUUCCGUAAUGUACAGAAAGGAGGGACUGUAUUUGCCUAACUUUUCCUUCCCACUUUGCAGACGAAGGAGCCUAUGCGGUUUUACUGCUUUUAACUUUGGUGAGUUCUAAUUGCAGAACGUUUUGUUCACUGAGAAAAAAAAAAAAAAAUCACAGGCCAGGACGUGGAGAGGUGGUUUAAGUGCCCUCCAGAGCCCCCCGUGGGCCUGCGUGACGGGACUGAGGGAGGCUGUUCAUUCUUCAUCAACUUUGCUAAUUAUGCUUUGAGGCAGUAAAAUGCAAAAGACCAUAGAAUUUGUAUUUCUUUUUUUAAAUACAAUUUAUAACAUUAUAUUUUGUACUCUUUAUAUUAGAAUUUGUAACUAGAUUGAUGUAUUUAACUCUAUUUCUGAAAAAAAUAAUUCAAUGUUUCAGUUAUGUGAUAAAAAUAUUUAGAUAAAACAUAUUCAUUCUAUUGGAAUUUGAAAUCAAUAAAAAGAUCUUGGAGUUCUUGA